AUGCCGUACUGGGAAAGUGCUGGGAAUGUUUCUGUCUGGGGAGCGAGUGUGGUAUUGAAGGGAAGCGUGUUCGUCGUGAGGAGGAAUGCUACUUUGAGUACUAUGGCGUGUCCCUCUACCAUGACCUUGCGCAAGCUGGAGCUGCUAGCCGUCAAACGGACAAUGCAAUCCCGAGGUCACAACAAGCUCUCCCCUCGCUCCUCCGUCAAGCGAAAAGCUUCUCCAAUCAACCUCGCCGCUCUCAAGAAACGACUCUUCAAAUCACCAGAGCCACCCGAGCUCCCAGCUCCAAAAAGAUCACGAUUGGACAAGGAGCCUUCUGCUCCCGCAAGUAGCGCAGGUGUCAAACUCUGGCGUCCACCAGGGCAGGAGAAAACCGCAUCGCCCGAUCCCCCUACCGUCUCCGACGACUACAGCUCCCUGCUCUCCUCUGUGGAAGAGAUGGCCGAAUGUUCCUUGGCGGCAGACAGGCUCACUUUUGAGAUGGAAAUCAUCCCCAGCAGGUUGCGCCAUUCCAUACCAACAUCACUGGGCCGCGACAAAGUCUCUGCCGAAGUGGCGAACCUCGUGGCCAGAUUGGAAAGGUCCAAUGACGGAGAGUUGAAGAGGGAAAAGGAACAGCAACAGGAGCUCUUGCGCGGCUUCAGAAAGAAGAAGCGAGCAUGGGAGAGGCUGGAAAUUCUCAAAAAGGAGGAUUGGGAGCAGACGUCAGCUGAGGCGUUGAGGGCGAAUAAAACUCUCAAUCAGCUGAAAUUCCAUAAGAGAAGGCGAGGCUUAAUCGCGAGGCAAUGGCGUAUGCCAUGA
Messenger RNA from Cryptococcus wingfieldii CBS 7118, 804 nucleotides. RefSeq lists its product as hypothetical. The coding region runs from base 1 to 804 and encodes 267 amino acids. The transcript is spliced from 2 exons. Lineage: Eukaryota; Fungi; Basidiomycota; Tremellomycetes; Tremellales; Cryptococcaceae. The record is from RefSeq and is a predicted model, not a curated record.